This is a messenger RNA of Mangifera indica (mango), 943 nucleotides long. RefSeq names its product NEDD8-conjugating enzyme Ubc12-like. Lineage: Eukaryota; Viridiplantae; Streptophyta; Magnoliopsida; Sapindales; Anacardiaceae. The record is from RefSeq and is a predicted model, not a curated record. The transcript has 6 exons. The coding region runs from base 218 to 769 and encodes 183 amino acids. Gene Ontology annotation, cellular component: nucleus. Gene Ontology annotation, molecular function: NEDD8 transferase activity. Gene Ontology annotation, biological process: protein neddylation.
CAUCUAUGAACUUCUAGCAGCCCAACCCAAGAGAGGAGCUCUCUCAAAACUUUCAGGGAUUCACCCGUGCCUCGAACAAGCAUUAAUAUUGUUGUAUAUCCAUGGCUACCUUUGUGUGAACGAGUAGAGGUCUUACUACGUUAUAUGGAUUAGUGAAAGUGUUCUGGAUGAAUUCGGGGUGGAUCGUGGUUUGACGGAGUCAUCAAACCUAGGAGCUAUGAUUCGAAUAUUUAAAGUAAAGGAGAAGCAGAAAGAAGAUGCUGAAAACUCCAUUGGAGGUGUGCCUGUUAAGAAGCAGUCAGCUGGGGAGCUGCGUCUUCAAAAAGAUAUCACUGAGCUGAACCUGCCUAAUUCCUGCAACAUAACAUUCCCCAAUGGCAAGGAUGACUUAAUGAAUUUUGAGAUCUCAAUUAAGCCUGAUGAAGGGUAUUACAAAGAUGGGAAGUUUUUGUUCUCUUUCCAAGUUCCCUCUAUCUACCCACAUGAUGCGCCAAGGGUUAAGUGCAAGACCAAGAUCUUCCAUCCAAAUAUAGACUUGGAAGGCAACGUUUGCCUCAAUGUCUUGCGAGAAGAUUGGAAACCUGUUCUGAAUAUCAACACUAUAAUUUAUGGAUUGUAUCAUCUCUUUACGGAACCAAAUUGUGAGGAUCCCCUUAAUCAUGAAGCCGCUGAUAUGUUGAGGGACCAGCCAAAUGUGUUUGAGGCAAAUGUAAGAAGGGCUUUGGAAGGUGGGUAUAUUGGGGAUGAAUAUUUUGAAGCCUGUACGUAGAUUCCACCAAGUUACGAAUGGUGGGUUGUAUAAUUUAUCUGCUAAUUUUAAUUUUUUUAUAGUUUGCUUUUGCUUUAUUUCAUGGAAGAACCUGGAUUCCUUAAGAAAGGCCAGCUACCUGUAAUCUGAACGAAAGUUCCCCUUACCGUUACCUGUUAAACCAUGUUGAUGUCA